UGCACUCACGUAACAGGUGUUCAGCCUGCCACACAGUCUCCUCGUGGACUGCAAUGUAAUCGGUGUCCAAAAAUACAGAUUGUUAUUAAACUUGAUAUCGGCCCUAAUUAACCGGUCGACCUCUAAUGAAACUAGUCUACUUUCGAAAUUCGCCAUUUUGAAUCCAAAAUGGGUGACCUGUGUGAUUCGUGUAGAUCCAAUGAGAAAAGUGAGGGGGGGGUGGGGACUUUGGAUCACUACUGGCUGUAUGCGAACAAGUGAUGUGUGUUUGGAGCAAUACUGGCUGUAUCCAAGGCUCAGUCAAUCGGUCACAUGACAGAAUGCAACACGCGCCUGAAGAGAGAAGAGACACCAAUGUGCUAGUUUCAGCAUCCGCACCCGUUGAAAGAGCGGAGAGGGGAAUGGAAGUUUACCAGCUACAGCAGCGCAUCCCCUGGACAAAAACGAAAAGAAGACUGCUGAGGAGAGCUGUGGUGGCACUGACAAGGCAAGCCAAGCUCAAACAGUAGGAGAAAUGCAGCCUCCUGGACUGACGGGGAACUCUGUCUGAGGAUCUCUGUCUGGGGCUGUGGUAAUGUCUCUAGACAGACUAACAUUUGAAGGACAAACAACCUUACCAAAAAUGGAAAUAUUAGGAUUUUCCAACAACUCUUGUGAAGGUUCCGACCACUUCUCCUAGGUCCAUCAGAUGUUUUUUUCAUUAUCACAAUUUUUCGGAUUAACUGGGAUCGUCCCACUUAUGCUCUUAAAUGGAUUCCGUUGGCUCUCUGGUUAGCAUUCAAGAUGAGGACCAGUCCUCUCGUGUCCGAUACAGGAUGGAGGCGUCUUGUCUGGAGCUGGCCCUGGAGGGGGAGCGGCUCUGUAAGGUGGACGACUACAGCGCAGGGGUGUCCUUCUUCGAGGCGGCCAUCCAGGUUGGAACUGAGGACCUGCAGGUGCUGAGUGCCAUCUAUAGCCAGCUGGGCAACGCCUACUUCCACCUGCAUGAUUACGGCAAGGCCUUGGAGUUCCACCAUCAUGACCUCACCUUGACCAGGACCAUCAGGGACCAGCAGGGAGAGGCGAAAGCCAGUGGUAACCUAGGCAACACGCUAAAGGUGUUGGGUAGGUUUGAUGAGGCUUUGGUCUGCUGUCAGAGGCACUUAGACAUCGCCGUGGACCUGCACGACAAGGUGGGGCAGGCGAGGGCGCUGUAUAACUUUGGGAACGUGUAUCAUGCCAAAGGCAAGACCAUCUGUUGGAGCGGAGCGGAGCCUGGAGAGUUCCCUGAGGAGGUCAUGACUGCACUUAGGAAAGCAGCGGAAUACUAUGAAGCAAACUUAUCCAUAGUGAAGGAGCUUGGAGAUUGUGCCGCCCAGGGCCGAACAUACGGUAACCUUGGCAACACACACUACCUAUUAGGAGACUUCCAGAAUGCAGUGGCCUCACAUGAACAGCGCCUCCAGAUUGCCAAGGAGUUUGGCGACCGCUCGGCAGAGAGAAGGGCCUACUGCAACCUGGGGAACGCCUAUAUCUUUCUGGGGGAAUUUGAAGUGGCAGCUGAGCAUUACAAGAGGACUCUGCAGCUGGCCAGACUGCUGAAGGACCGGGCUGUAGAGGCUCAGGCCUGUUACAGUCUGGGAAACACCUACACAUUGCUCCAGGACUACGAUAGGGCUAUAGACUACCACCUCAAACACCUCAUCAUCGCACAGGACCUCAACGACAGGAUCGGUGAGGGCCGGGCGUGCUGGAGUUUAGGGAACGCUCACACAGCCCUGGGGAACCAUGACCAGGCCAUGCACUUUGCUGAGAAACACCUGGAGAUCUCCAAAGAGACUGGGGACCGGAGUGGAGAACUCACAGCCCGUAUGAACGUGUCAGACUUGCAGAUGGUCCUGGGGCUGAGCUAUAGAACCAACGACUCCACCCUGUCUGAGAACCCCAUCAAGGACAUCGACUACAACCUGCACGGGGCCAGGCCCAGGAAUGGCAGACGGCACAGCAUGGAAAACCUGGAGCUCAUGAAACUCACCCCAGACAAGAUCAACGCUCAGAAGUGGAACAGUGACAUCCUGACCAAGCAGUCUAAACCCACCCUGGCUAAGAGCUCCUCUAAGCUGUUCUUUGUCAGCCGUCUGCAGGGCAAGAAGCACAAGGCUGGGGGCUCCAGUAAAGUCCUGCAGGACACCAGUAACACCUCACAAACCCCCGCACAGGGACCACAGAAGAGGGCCAGUCCAGACAUGCUCGGGGACGAGGGCUUCUUUGACCUGCUGAGUCGUUUCCAGAGCAACAGGAUGGACGACCAGCGCUGUUCCAUACAGGACAAGAGCUCCUCUGACUCUCCAGCCAGAGCCAUGAGGAAAUCUGUGUCAGAGUCAGCGGCUGUAACAGGCCUGGGUUCUGGGUCUGGUUGUCGGUUAGAGGACGGUGGAGGUGCUGGGGGUAGUUUGCCCGUCCUUCGGGUCCACCAGAACAGAAGCCAGGCUGUCCUCAGCCACCUGAUGGCCAAUGCAGAUAACUCUGAGCCUGACGAUGACUUCUUCAACAUGCUCGUCAAGUGCCAGGGUUCCCGUUUGGAUGACCAGCGCUGCGCCCCUCCCCCGGCACGUGGCCCCACUGUCCCAGACGAGGACUUCUUCAGCCUCAUCAUGAGGUCCCAGGCCAAACGCAUGGACGAGCAGCGGGUCACCCUGCCCUCUGCAGCACGGCCAUGCUCCAACUGAGCCUUGCCCAAGGAGAGGGCCCCCGAUGGCGGGGUGAAAACCCAGGAGAGUGGGCCUCUC
Messenger RNA from Oncorhynchus mykiss (rainbow trout), 2768 nucleotides. RefSeq names its product G protein-signaling modulator 2. Gene Ontology annotation, molecular function: G-protein alpha-subunit binding; GDP-dissociation inhibitor activity. NCBI's taxonomy places the organism in Eukaryota, Metazoa, Chordata, Actinopteri, Salmoniformes, Salmonidae. Gene Ontology annotation, biological process: establishment of mitotic spindle orientation. The record is from RefSeq and is a predicted model, not a curated record. Gene Ontology annotation, cellular component: cell cortex.